UCGGUGGUCCAUGUAUGUUUAGUUUCAUCCAGGUUUCACCAUUGUAUAUUUUACAUACAGUAGAAUCUGUUCCAGUGGAUAUCGAGUCCUACGUUGAAGUUUUAUGCUUAAAUCUCGGAAAACACACCCAAUGCCCAUAACUGGCCCAAUGUCAUUUGUUUACCAUAUAGGGAAUGCUUUUUAUAGCCCACGUAGGCGUACCAAAGCCAGUCCAGACACCUGCUGAGCACAGUAACCGCUCCACACCACAGACAACACAAGAAGGCAAAUGGAUCAGAAGCUCUGUGUUGAGGGGGGCAUCCCCAUGUCGGACAUCAACGGCAAGGAAUGCGACGACGACACUACGACUGAAGUCGACGUCAGCGACAAUGGAAGAGCCAAGUGGUCUAACCAAAUGGAUUUUUUCCUGUCUUUGGUUGGAUAUUGUGUGGGCUUAGGGAAUCUUUGGAGAUUUCCCUACUUCUGUAACAGAAAUGGUGGAGGGGCGUUCCUGAUUCCAUAUCUGACCUGUCUUGUUCUGAUUGGCCUGCCGCUGUUCUUCAUGGAGAUAGCCAUUGGUCAGUUCUCUGGACGUGGAGCAGUGCAGGUCUGGAGCAUUUGCCCGUUGUUCAAAGGCCUGGGUUAUGUGAUGAGUAUGGCGUCCUUUAUCUGUGCCUUCUACUUCAACCUGAUCAUUGCCUGGUGCCUGUACUACCUGGUGAUGUCCUUCUAUCCUGUCCUACCCUGGACCACCUGCUCCAACUGGUGGAACACGCCAGCAUGUACAACCUUUGACACGCCCCAAGACGACGGCAAUGUAACGACAGGCAAUGUCAGUGUUGUGUACAACGUCAGCUACACUGAUGCUCACACAACGUAUGGGAACGUCAGCACACACUACACCAACGACAGCCUCUCAACCGUCUCACGGUCAGCAGCAGAGGAGUUCUGGCAGUACAAUGCAUUGCGUGUUUCUGCUGGGCUGCACGACAUGGGAGGAAUACAGUGGCAUUUGGCUCUCGCAUUGUUUGCUGCAUGGGUCCUUAUUUUUCUCUGUUUGAUAAAAGGUGUCAAAUCUGUCGGAAAGGUGGUGUAUGUUACGGCUCCCCUGCCCUAUAUUCUCCUCACACUGAUCCUCGUGCGUGCCGUGACACUGCCUGGAGCUCUACAAGGCAUCAUCUACUACGUCAAGCCAGACUUCAGUCGACUGGCUGACUUCCAGGUGUGGCUCGAGGCGAUGCUGCAAAUGUUCUACUCUCUCGGCGUCACCUGGGGCGGCCUACACACCAUGGCCAGCUACAACAGGUUCUCCAACAACUGCUACAGGGAUGCUGUUAUAAUCACGUUCCUCAGCGAGGGCACUAGUUUCUACGCAGGCUUCGCCAUCUUCGCCAUCCUGGGAUUCAUGGCAGAGAACAAAGGGGUUCACGUGUCAGAGGUCAUCAAAGCAGGUCCUGGUCUUGGCUUUGUGGCUUACCCAGAAGCCCUUGCACAGCUUCCGUUGCCUCAGUUGUGGGCAGCCAUUUUCUUCAUCAUGCUAGUCACUGUGGGAGUUGACUCCGAGUUCGCCACAGUUGAAACGGCAGUGACAGCAAUAAUAGACACAUUUCCCCAUCAACUCAAUCGACGACGAGGCUUGGUGACAGGACUGAUCUGUGCUUUCUCUUUCACUGUUGGUCUCGUCCUUGCUACACAGGGCGGUAUAUACGUGUUCAUGCUGAUCGACUGGUAUGUUGGGACCUUCAGCCUCCUGUUGGUGGGGAUCAUGGAGUGUGUCAUCGUCGGCUGGAUAUACGGUGCUGACCGGUUCAGUGGCGACAUCGAGAUGAUGCUUGGACGGAGACCCCCUGUGUUUAUGAAGACUCUGUGGUGUUUUGUAUCUCCAGUUCUUAUGGCUAUGUGUUUCAUAUUGACGAUCGUUCACUACGACUCCCCGACUUAUGGUGACUAUGUGUACCCGACAUAUGGCGUUGCUAUUGGGUUAUUCCUUGGACUGGUGUCCAUAGUACCGGUGCCAAUUUGCAUGAUACAAGAACUAGUGAAGGAAAAGGGAACGCUUCUUGAGCGAGUACGAUCCUGCUUGAGACCUGACUCCACGUGGGGGCCAAUCUCCAGCAGGCACCGUGCACAGUACACCAAGCCUGUGGAGGAAUCGGGCUGGAGGAACUCCUUCAGGAUAUAUAAAUGGUAGCGCGGGAUACAAAGUGUUGUGUACACCAAGCUAUUGGAGUCGGGCUGGAGGAACUCCUUCAGGAUAUAUAGAUAGUAGUGCGGGAUACAUAGUGCUGUGUAUACUAAGCUAUUGGAGUCAGGCUGGAGGAACCCCUUCAGGAUAUAUAAAUAGUAGCGCGGGAUACAUAGUGCUGUGUACACGAAUCUAUUGGAGUCGGGCUGGAGGAACCCCUUCAGGAUAUAUAAAUAGUAGCGCGGGAUACAUAGUGUUGUGUACACGAAGCUAUUGGAGUCGGGCUGGAUGAACUCCUUCAGGAUAUAUAAAUGGUAGCGCGGGAUACAUAGUGCUGUGUACACGAAUCUAUUGGAGUCGGGCUGGAGGAACCCCUUCAGGAUGUAUAAAUAGUAGCGCGGGAUACAAAGUGCUGUGUACACAUCGCUAUUGGAGUCGGGCUGGUGGAACUCCUUCAGGAUAUAUAAAUGGUAGCGCGGGAUACAAAGUGCUGUGUACACAUCGCUAUUGGAGUCAGGCUGGAGGAACUCCUUCAGGAUAUAUAAAUGGUAGCGCGGGAUACAAAGUGUUGUGUACACGAAGCUAUUGGAGCCGGGCUGGAGGAACCCCUUAAGGAUAUAUAAAUGGUAGCGCGGGAUACAUAGUGCUGUGUACACCAAGCUAUUGGAGUCGGGCUGGAGGAACUUCUUCAAGAUAUAUAAAUGGUAGCGCGGGAUACAUAGUGCUGACAUAUCAACAACAAAGAUAGUAAAUAUCUGCUAAUCUAUUCGUGCAUUCAUCACAGUAUAAUAAAUAUCAAUUUUAUACAACAUCCUCGUUCAUUUUUUCAUUCCUGUGGAGGAGUCGGGCUGGAGGAACCCCUUCAGGAUAUAUAAAUGAUAGCGCGGGAUACAUAGUGCUGUGUACACAUCGCUAUUGGAGUCAGGCUGGAGGAACUCCUUCAGGAUAUAUAAAUGGUAGCGCGGGAUACAUAGUGCUGUGUACACCAAGCUAUUGGAGUCGGGCUGGAGGAACUCCUUCAAGAUAUAUGAAUGGUAGCGCGGGAUACAUAGUGCUGUGUACACCAAGCUAUUGGAGUCGGGCUGGAGGAACUUCUUCAAGAUAUAUGAAUGGUAGCGCGGGAUACAUAGUGCUGACAUAUCAACAACAAAGAUAGUAAAUAUCUGUUAAUCUAUUCGUGCAUUCAUCACAGUAUAAUCAAUAUCAAUUUCUACAACUUCCUCUUUC
Haliotis rufescens (red abalone) is the source of this 3391-nucleotide messenger RNA. RefSeq names its product sodium- and chloride-dependent creatine transporter 1-like. Gene Ontology annotation, biological process: sodium ion transmembrane transport. Gene Ontology annotation, cellular component: membrane. The transcript is spliced from 13 exons. The record is from RefSeq and is a predicted model, not a curated record. The coding region runs from base 269 to 2170 and encodes 633 amino acids. Lineage: Eukaryota; Metazoa; Mollusca; Gastropoda; Lepetellida; Haliotidae.